Messenger RNA from Babjeviella inositovora NRRL Y-12698, 1584 nucleotides. RefSeq lists its product as uncharacterized. Lineage: Eukaryota; Fungi; Ascomycota; Pichiomycetes; Serinales. The record is from RefSeq and is a predicted model, not a curated record. Gene Ontology annotation, biological process: protein targeting to vacuole; retrograde transport, endosome to Golgi. Gene Ontology annotation, molecular function: phosphatidylinositol-3-phosphate binding. The coding region runs from base 1 to 1584 and encodes 527 amino acids. Gene Ontology annotation, cellular component: endosome. The transcript is spliced from 3 exons.
AUGAACUCAUCUCACUUUGACGCUGAGCACGAAGACCCAUGGGGUGCCAACACCUGGGCCUCAUCAUCCAUCUUGGGCGAAUCAGCGCCAACAAUUUCACCAAAAUAUCCCGAAGCGGACUCUGUGAAGAAAACAUUGUUACCUUCACUCUCUAAUGAACAUGACCCGUUGUCCGAUCCCCAGUCUCUGUCGCCUUUGCUUGGCUCGCCACAGCCAGUGGGUAACAUCUGGGGCGAGGAUAACAACCCCACCGCCUUAACAGGAACCGCUGCUCCGGGAUUUGCCAGUCCCUUGGACGGAGCGUCAUUGAUCCAACCGUUGAAUCACCCAACUGGCACGGUAGCACCUGACGGCCACGAGAACAAAAUGUCAGAGAAAGAGGUUGCACAGUACAAGAGCUCCCUCCGCAACCAAUUUCACCCACUCACGUCAGACCAGAUCUCUAUCAAAGAGAUUCCUGAGAAGGAGGGCUUGUUGUUCAAGCAUAUCAACUACCUCUUGACCCACCACAUCAUCAUUGACGGUGACGCCAGCGUCAAAAAGAUCACCAGACGCUACUCCGACUUUGUCUGGCUACUUGAGAUUUUGGUUAAAAAAUACCCGUUCAGGGCCAUUCCGGACUUGCCUCCGAAGAAGUUUUCGGGAUCGCCACAAGAUACGCAAUUUCUCCAGCGCCGCCGCCGCGGGCUAUCGCGGUUCAUCAACCAGUUGAUCAAGCAUCCGGUUUUGAGCAAGGAACCGCUCGUGGUGGUGUUCUUGACCGUCCCCACCGACCUCACAAGCUGGAGAAAACAGGCCAACGUGGACUUAUCCAUAGAGUUCCAGGGAAAGAAGAUUUCCAAGAGUUUUAUCGUCAACUGGGAGAAGGAGAACAUCACCAGAUGGUCUCAGACCGAGCAGUCAUUAAGACCAUUGUACGAGCAAUGGUCCAAAAUCUGUAUCCUCCUUGAUAGAUACGAAAAGCGCCGCAGACUGGUGGCGGGCGAUAAGACCAAAUUUGCCUCGCUAUUACAGGCGUUUGCAGCUACAAACAUCAGCUUGUACGACUCCGAGGCUGCCGACACCGACAUUGGCGUCAUCAACGCCAAUCUCGAGCACAUCUCUAAAACGUUCACGAAGGAGGCGGAUGUUUUGACUAAAGAGGCCGAUAACAUCAGUUUAACUCAUUUGGAGUUCUUCAAGACAUACCAGGACUACCUUGCGUCCUUAAUUGCCUUGUUUGAGCGGUAUCACACGUUUGGAGGAAACACCAUUCCCCAGGUCUCCAGGCACUUGGAGGCAGCCGAGCAGAAGUUGCAGUCACUCAACUCCAAACCAGAUGUGAAGGGGUCUGAGGUGGAGCGCGUGAAAUCAUUGAUUCUCAACGACAAGCAGGAAAUCUUUAGUCAGGUGAACCGCGACUGGUUGAUCAAACAGUGCUUGGUUCACGAGUACUAUACCUUCCAAGAAACCCAGUAUAUUGUCACCAAGGCCUUCCAGGACUGGUUGGCUGACCGCUUGAAGUACAACGACAUGCAUUCCGAAAUCUUGACUGAAGUCCUCAAGGAUAUUCAUAAUAUGCCGUUGUACAGAAGUUUAGGAUAA